ACAAUCUAAGAAUUUAUGCGUGCCAUUUAAAAUUAAAAGUUACAUUUGUCAAAUUUGACAGUCAGAGUCAUGCCAGCCAAAAAGCGUUUUGAAAAGAGUAUUUUUCUCUCUAUCGAAAAAUCCAUAACAUUGACCAAUCGCCGAUGAGGAAACUGAAUCAUUUCAAGAAUACGCGUUGUCGGUUGGACGUUACUUUGACUGCAAUAAGGAAAAUACUGGUUCGACUGCAGUAUUGACAAGUUCUGAAGAAGAGAUUUAUUUAUUUUAUUCAUAUUUUAUUUCAUGAAUAACAUGAAAAUAUGAUAUGGCGAUGAACUGAUGAUGAAUUAAGUUAACUGUCUCAAGUUGAUAUUUUUCAGUGUGUGAUUAUUGCUCGAGUGUCGCGGGUGUUUCGUAGUGUUUCGCUCACCGACCGAGUCGGUGUUCCAGCAAGAUGUGGGACUCGUCGACGUUUUUGUCGGCGCUGACACCGAAGUUCUACGUGGCGCUGACGGGCACGUCGUCGCUGAUUUCGGGGCUGAUCCUGAUCUUUGAGUGGUGGUACUAUCGCAAGUACGGCGCGUCGUUCAUCGAGCAGGUGUCUCUGGCGCACCUGGGCCCGUGGUUCGCGGCCGACGAGCCGCCCGGCACGCCGCCGCCUAUGCCGCAGGAGUGCAAGGUGUGGCGCAACCCCAUGGCAUUGCUGCGGGGCGCGGAAUAUGCGCGCCUGUGGGCGGCCGCGCGGCGCGCCCCGCUCACCUACUAUGACAUGAAUCUGUCCGCCCAGGAGCAUCAGGCUUGGUUUGGUGUGGCCGGGGCUGACUCGCCUUGCGAGGCGGCGCUGGCCCGCGCGUGGCGAGAGCGCGAGCCGGCGGCGCGGGUGGCCGCCGCGCGCGCCGCGCUGGCCGCGCGCCCCGACUGCGCCGCCGCGCUGCUGCUGCUGGCCGAGGAGGACGCGCCCACCGUGGCCGAGGCCGAGCGGCUGCUGAAGCGCGCGUGGCGCUGCGCCGAGGCCGCGUGGCGCGUGUCCAGCGGCGCCGGCGCGGCCGGCGUGGCCGGCUCGGCCGCCCGAGCGCGCAGAGACGCGGCGGUGCUGGCGCACGUGAAGCGCCGCGCGGGCAUGUGCGCGCGCCGCCUCGGCCGCCUGCGUGACGCGGCGCGAGUGUUCCGGGAGCUAGCCCGGGACGGGCCCGCGCCGCUCCACGCCCACGAGAACCUGCUCGAGGUGUUGUUAGAGCAGCGCCUCUACCUUGAUGCUCAGGCGGUGGUGGCGCGCUACGACGAGCCGUCGCAGCCGCCGUCGGCCGCCGUGCUGUACACCGCAGCGCUGCUGCGAGCGCGCGCCGCCGUGCUGGCGCCGCGCCCCGGCGCCGAGCUGCAGGCACUAGAGGCGAUCCGCCGCGCGAUAGAGUUCAACCCGCACGUGCCGGCCUACCUGCUGGAGCUGCGGCCGCUCACGCUGCCCCCCGAGCACGUGCUGCGGCGCGGGGACAGCGAGGCGCUCGCCUACGCCUUCUGCCACUUGAGGCACUGGCAGAACUGUGAGGGCGCGCUCAACUUACUCCACGUGGCGCACUCUACAGGUCCGGCGGGCGCGCCGUGCUCGCAGUGCCUGGACCGCGAGCUGCUGCCGGCGCACCACGCGGGGCGCGCGGCGGGGGUGGGGGUGGCGGCGCCGCCGGGCGCGCGCUCGCCGCUGCCGCUGCUGGGCGCGCUGUGCGUGCUGGCGGCGCUGCUGGUGCUGGCGGCCGCGCGCUGGCCGCACGCCGCCGCCGCGCUGGCGCCCGCCCGCCUGCUGCGUCUGCUGCACGCCGUCUGA
This is a messenger RNA of Cydia pomonella (codling moth), 1798 nucleotides long. RefSeq names its product protein ST7 homolog. The transcript has 7 exons. Bases 434 to 1798 code for a protein of 454 amino acids. Lineage: Eukaryota; Metazoa; Arthropoda; Insecta; Lepidoptera; Tortricidae. The record is from RefSeq and is a predicted model, not a curated record.